This is a messenger RNA of Ilex paraguariensis (yerba mate), 2589 nucleotides long. NCBI's taxonomy places the organism in Eukaryota, Viridiplantae, Streptophyta, Magnoliopsida, Aquifoliales, Aquifoliaceae. The record is from the annotation of a GenBank genome assembly.
GAUAAUUAUCGCUCACAUAUACACUCUCUGCACAGAACUGCAGAGAGAGAGAGAGAGAGAGAGAGAGAGAGUCCUAGAGAGAGAAAAAGGCGUACAGAGGUGAAAAGUGUGCAAGAGAUAAAAGGGAUCGAAGAAAAAGGUUCACGUACAGAGGAGGGGAAGUCCAAAAUAAUCGAAUUUUUUGUUUUGCGUAUCGCCUUAUUUCUUCUUGAGUUAUAUUGUUUGAAGAGAUCAGCAAUUUGAUUCGGAUUUGUUGGGAAUUUUUACGAGUAUAAUGGUGGAGAUUUGGGCAACUGAGAGCUAGGAGUUUGUGGGUUUCAAGGGUUUUGUAAUGGUGCAAAUGGGUGCGUUUUUCUUGGAUCUGAGAGAUCGUUGAUACAGUGGUAGCUCAGCAUAUACAUGUGUGUGUGUAUGUGUGUGUGAUUGUGAUGGAGAGAGAAGCUAUGGCGUCGCUUUUGGUUUGGUUGAUCAUGGUGGUUCAUCCACUUAGGUUCAUUUAUGCUAACAUGGAAGGUGAUGCUUUACAUAGCUUACGGACCAGCUUACAAGAUCCUAACAACGUGCUACAGAGUUGGGAUCCUACUCUUGUCAAUCCUUGCACAUGGUUUCAUGUUACAUGCAACAAUGAUAAUAGUGUAAUAAGAGUUGAUCUGGGGAAUGCUGCAUUAUCUGGUCAAUUGGUCCCUCAGCUUGGCCUUCUAAAGAAUUUGCAGUACUUGGAACUCUACAGUAAUAAUAUUAGUGGACCCAUUCCAAGUGAUCUUGGAAAUCUGACCAAUUUGGUGAGCUUGGAUCUCUACUUGAACAGUUUUGGGGGUCCAAUCCCAGGCACAUUGGGCAGGCUGUUGAAAUUGCGGUUCCUCCGGCUCAACAACAACAGUUUGACGGGACCCAUUCCGAUGUCAUUGACUAAUAUCUCGUCACUGCAAGUGUUGGAUCUAUCAAACAACCGCCUCUCGGGAGUUGUUCCAGAUAAUGGAUCCUUUUCUCUAUUCACUCCCAUCAGUUUUGCAAAUAACCUGGAUCUAUGUGGUCCGGUUACUGGACGGCCUUGCCCAGGAUCUCCUCCGUUCUCUCCACCCCCCCCAUUUGUGCCACCACCUCCAAUUUCAUCGCCAGGAGGGAAUAGUGCCACCGGAGCGAUUGCUGGAGGGGUGGCUGCUGGUGCUGCUCUACUAUUUGCAGCUCCUGCCAUGGCGUUUGCAUGGUGGCGCCGCAGAAAACCACAAGAAUAUUUCUUUGAUGUGCCUGCCGAAGAGGAUCCUGAAGUCCAUUUGGGCCAGCUGAAAAGGUUUUCUCUGCGAGAAUUACAAGUUGCAACGGACAGUUUCAGCAAUAAAAACAUUCUGGGUAGAGGUGGAUUCGGUAAGGUUUACAAAGGACGCCUGGCAGAUGGUUCACUGGUAGCUGUAAAAAGGCUAAAGGAGGAGCGUACGCCAGGUGGGGAGCUGCAAUUCCAAACGGAAGUUGAGAUGAUCAGUAUGGCUGUGCAUCGAAAUCUCCUACGACUCCGUGGUUUUUGUAUGACACCAACUGAACGUCUGCUUGUUUAUCCCUAUAUGGCUAAUGGAAGUGUAGCAUCAUGUUUAAGAGAACGCCCACCAAAUGAACCUCCUCUUGAUUGGCCAACAAGGAAGCGAAUUGCAUUGGGAUCUGCAAGGGGACUAUCUUAUUUGCAUGAUCACUGUGACCCAAAGAUCAUUCACCGUGAUGUGAAAGCUGCAAAUAUAUUGUUGGAUGAGGAGUUUGAGGCUGUUGUUGGAGACUUUGGUUUGGCUAAGCUUAUGGAUUACAAGGAUACCCAUGUUACUACUGCUGUACGGGGUACAAUUGGGCAUAUAGCACCUGAGUACCUCUCCACUGGGAAAUCUUCAGAGAAAACUGAUGUUUUUGGGUAUGGGAUAAUGCUUCUGGAGCUAAUCACUGGACAGAGGGCAUUUGAUCUUGCUCGCCUUGCAAACGACGACGAUGUGAUGUUACUUGAUUGGGUGAAAGGACUUUUGAAAGAGAAGAAACUGGAAAUGCUGGUCGAUCCUGAUCUGCAAAGCAAUUAUGUUGAGGCUGAAGUAGAGCAGCUAAUACAAGUUGCACUGCUUUGCACACAAGGCUCUCCAAUGGACCGACCCAAAAUGUCAGAGGUGGUGAGAAUGCUAGAGGGUGAUGGGUUGGCUGAAAAAUGGGACGAGUGGCAGAAGGUGGAAGUUCUCAGACAGGAGGUGGAACUUGCACCCCAUACUAGUUCAGAUUGGAUUGUUGACUCAACAGAGAAUCUACAUGCUGUUGAGUUGUCCGGUCCAAGGUGACCCCAUCACAGCUAUAAAGAAAAUUGAUAGGGUCUUUCAAUUUAUUUUUUUUGUUGUUAUAAAGUUUUUUGCCUUUUCCCCUCUAUUUAUUAUAGCUAAACAUCGUCUUUCAUGACUCCUGUAAGCCCCUUGUGAAAUGUGCAUAUGGAUUUCUAUUGACGGGCAAUUUUUACAAUCCACGCCAUGAUGUUUUGAUUUUUUUGAUAGGAAUCAUAAUGUUUUCAUGGACAGAUGCUGUUAAUGCUAGUUCAAUGUCGUUGUGCAGCACAAGUUUGUGCACCCAGUG